AUGGCGCCCAGGCGCCCUACCUGCGUAGGCAUGGAGUUUGGUGUCGGCCCGCCUCCAGCCACCCUCCCCAGGCACCCCCCUCCAGGCGCUUUUAUGGGGUCGCGCGAAGGCGAAACGUGGGGGUCGUGGUGGCGGGAGACGGCCGUCUACCGGUGGUGCGCGUGGGCCUACGAUUACGCCGCGGCGGCUUGGUUCUGGGCCGCGCUCCCCUUCCAGCUCCUGGCGCAGGUGUGCAUCACCCACGCAAUAAGGAAGCUGGGCCCGCAGGCCGGCGCGAAGUGGCUCGUCCGCGGCGCGCGCCUCGGCUGCGGCUCGUGGCUGGGCUGGCGCGGUGUCGUCGUGCUCUACCAGUUUUUCGUAGUAUACGUCGGGUGCCUUGAAUUGCGAUGGUACUGGAUCCCGCCCAUGCUCUCCUACGUGGCCUUCGUGAACGGCUGGCCCAUGCUCGUCAUGUACAAUAUCAGGUUAAUGACGUCGGAGGAAAAGAAUUGGGACGAGGACUCUGUUGAUAGUCGGGCGGCCGCGGGCUUCGCGCCGGAGGCGUUGUUGGAACACGGCCUCGCGCCCGUCCUCCAACUUUAUUUGACUGGCCACGCGUGCGGACGCAGCGGCCUCCAGGAGGCGAUGCGCACGGCACACCACCUCGCGAUACCAAAAACCGUGGAAUACGACUACACGGCCGCGUGUUUGAUAAUGGCGGAAGCGGGCGUCGUCGAGGCGCUGCGGCACAUCCACGACACCGCGACGAUCUGGGUGCGGCAGCAGCACGCGCGCCUCACGCUCAACGCCAUCGAGAGCGCGACGAACUCGGCGCUCGGCCGGCGGCUGCGCCGCGAGCGGGACCAGCAGGCCGCCGAGCGCCCAGCCGCGAGGGCGGGGACGAGCCGCGGCGCCGACGCGAGGCGAGCGGCCGAGGACGACCUCGCGCGCCAGGAAGCAGCGGCCGCGCGGGCGGCUGCCUCGCUCCUGGCCGAGGAGGAAAACAAUGCCAAAAAGAAGAAGCCUGCGCCUCAGAAGAAGGGCAAGAAAAAGAAAGGACCACCCGGCCGGACGCGCGGUGCGACCCGGGCCGCGCCGGCGCCGGCUCCCGCGCCUGCUCCUGUGCCACCGCCGCGGGCCGAGCCGACGCCGGCACCCGCUCCUGCGCCGUCGCCGCGGGCCGCGCCGACGCCCGCGCCGGCUCCCGCGCCGUCGCCGCGCCUUGAGCCAACGCCGGCGCCGGCUCCCGCGCCGCGCGCCGAGCCGCCGCGGAAGGCGAAGGCCGAGGCUCCAGCGGUGACCGUGAAGCCGCCCGUCCCGACACCGGCGCCUGCGCCACGAGCGCCGCCGGGCCUGCGCGCCAAAGCGGCGCCGGCCGCGACCGAGGCCGAGGCGGCGAUGCGUUCGUUCGUGCGGGAGCUCGGCCUGUCCGAGGACCACGCGCCCUGGCUCCUCACGGAAAGCUGCCAGAGCCCGGAGCAGCUCAAGCACGUGUCGAUCGAGGCGAUGGUGCGCCUGGGUCUGCCGCCGCGCGCCGCCGCGACGAUCCGCGCUGCCGUCGGCGCACCGCCGCCCGAGGAAUACUUCUGCUCGAUCAGCUGCGAGCUUAUGGUCGACCCGUGCUUUGCUGCAGACGGUCAUAGUUAUGAACGCGCGAACAUCACGGCGUGGCUCGCUUCACAUGAUACGUCGCCGCUCACGAACGAGGCGCUGCCGCACAAGAUGGUCGUCCCGAACCACGCCUUGAAGGCGCUGAUAUGGGGGUUCCGGGACCCUUGA
Messenger RNA from Pelagomonas calceolata, 1758 nucleotides. NCBI's taxonomy places the organism in Eukaryota, Pelagophyceae, Pelagomonadales, Pelagomonadaceae. The record is from the annotation of a GenBank genome assembly.